AUGGAGCACAGAGUCCUUGUGAACAAGGCUGGGCUCCGAAUUUCAGUAGCCUGCUUCUUCAGCUUGAGUUUUCAACCAUGGCGGAAACUGUUCUGGCCCAUCAAAGAAAUCUUAUCAGAAGACAGCUCUCCGCUCUAUAAAGAGAUUAUGGUCACCGAGUACCUCACUUGCUUCAAAGACCAAGGCUCUGAUGACACUCCUCCCUUUCUUUUCUGUAAACCGGAGAUUGAUUCGCUAAUGGCUGGCCUGGUCGAUGCGGGAAUCAUCAAGACCCCGAGAAUCUUCGCCCAGGAGUCGGCAGAUAAAACCAAUAACCAUACGACGACCCAGUUGAGCAUCCCAGUGAUUGACCUUGGGGGCAUAGAGUGCGGCUACACACAAAGGCAGAGGAUCGCCGAUCAGGUCCGGGCAGCGUCGGAGAAGGGGGGUUUCUUCCAGGUGGUGAACCAUAGGUCACUGAUCAGUGUACUCAAGGGGAUGAAGGAAGGGGUGAGGAGGUUCUACGGGCAGGACGAGGAAGUGAAGAAAGAGUACCCCACGAGGGACAUUACUCAGAAAUUGGUAUAUUAUAGCGAUUCGAUCCGUAUACUGCCUAGGUUGCUAAUUGGAGAGACACAUUUUUUCUGCUACAUGGUUCCGGAUCCUCCAAAGCCCGAGGAAUUGCCCCAAGCUUGCAGGGACAUACUGAUUGAAUACUCGAACGUAGUGAUAAAUCUCGGGGACUUGCUUUUUGAGAUACCCCCGUAG
Punica granatum (pomegranate) is the source of this 747-nucleotide messenger RNA. The record is from RefSeq and is a predicted model, not a curated record. NCBI's taxonomy places the organism in Eukaryota, Viridiplantae, Streptophyta, Magnoliopsida, Myrtales, Lythraceae.